This is a messenger RNA of Drosophila innubila, 1130 nucleotides long. Its product is annotated as tenascin. The coding region runs from base 50 to 1024 and encodes 324 amino acids. NCBI's taxonomy places the organism in Eukaryota, Metazoa, Arthropoda, Insecta, Diptera, Drosophilidae. The transcript is spliced from 3 exons. The record is from RefSeq and is a predicted model, not a curated record.
AAUUUAGCAAGUGAUUUGCAAGCUAUAGAUGCGGGAAAUUGUGUAGGAAAUGUGCCUAAUAAUGCAUUACAACAGGCAACUCGUGCUACUGUGCCUGGCCAGCAUUGCGGUGAAUGUGAUCGGCUAUUCGGAAUAUGAUGCCCCUUCACGCUAUGACACGCGGAGAGGGGGGCAAGAGGGGCACUCACGACAGUACUACGACUACGGCGCCGCUGGCGGAAACAGGCAGCAAACGCCUUCACAGACACUUUAUCAACGUCCUGGUAGUGGCAACUAUGAGCCGGUCAAGGCCGUCUCACAGCAGACGACGAGUCGUGAGUAUUUGCAGCGUGCUCACGAGGUCAUUGCGGAUCGUGAGAAGCACAAGUGUCGCAUUUGGGUGCCGGCAGAGACGGUGUCCAAGUAUCCUUUAGCCAAUUUCAUACAGACUGACAUGGCCAACAAGCUGUCCUAUAUUGAGGUCUGUUGCACCGGCCAUACUCCCACCCGCCUGCGAGGCGAGACCGUCUGUCGACCCAUUUGUGGUUGCCAGAAUGGCGUUUGUCGCGUUCCCGGCGACUGCGAUUGCUACGAGGGAUUUGUGAAGAACGACAAUGGAAAUUGUGUGUUUGCCUGCCCAUUGGGAUGUCAAAAUGGACGUUGCUUCCUCGAUGGGAGCUGCCAAUGCGAUCCAGGCUACACUCUGGAUGAAACUCGCCGCUUUUGUCGCCCCAUUUGCAGCCGUGGCUGUGGCAACAAUCCACGUCAUAAUUGUACAGAGCCCGAGGUCUGCAGUUGUGCCAAGGGCUACCAGCUGACCAACGAUGGCUGCCAACCCGUCUGUGAUCCGGACUGCGGCAUCGGUGGCCUCUGCACGAACAAUAAUGAGUGCGACUGCGGACCAGGAUACGUGCUCAAAGAUGGAGUCUGUCAGACCGAUUGCUAUCAAAAAUGCAAUAAUGGAAUCUGUGUGAGUCGCAAUCGUUGUAUCUGUGAUCCCGGUUUCACCUACCACGAGCAGUCCACGAUUUGUGUGCCUGUCUGAGAAUCAUAAAAUAUUCCGUAAUUUAUAGAGAAUUUAUUGGUGUAAUAGCGUUAUACACGUACUUGCAUUAAAUACAACAAAUACAACAUGCAAAUUAUUCGUAUCA